Phacochoerus africanus (Common warthog) is the source of this 3322-nucleotide messenger RNA. RefSeq names its product zinc finger protein 304 (gene ZNF304). The record is from RefSeq and is a predicted model, not a curated record. The coding region runs from base 421 to 2406 and encodes 661 amino acids. The transcript has 3 exons. Lineage: Eukaryota; Metazoa; Chordata; Mammalia; Artiodactyla; Suidae. Gene Ontology annotation, biological process: regulation of transcription by RNA polymerase II. Gene Ontology annotation, molecular function: RNA polymerase II cis-regulatory region sequence-specific DNA binding; DNA-binding transcription activator activity, RNA polymerase II-specific. Gene Ontology annotation, cellular component: nucleus.
GUGACGUCUUUUGCGCGAGCCGAGGCUGUCCGGAGUGGCUGUGGAGGCUGGGAGUCCUGGACCGCGUCCCCUCUCAUGCCACUGUUAGGAGCCGAGCAGGGACGGACAGUAACGAGGAUAGGCUCUCACCCUGUGGCGUUAUUACGAUCCAUGGUGUCCGUCGUGGGACGGGCCGCCUUGCGCGGAGGUGUCGGCCGGGGCUGCGCGCUUUCCGAGGCCUUCGUCCCGGCUCUCUGGCCUCGUCCGCCUCCCGAGAUGGCACCCUGAUCCUUGUGCGCGUUUCUACAAGGGGGAGACUGGGGCUGGGAGGGCGACAGUCAUCCUGAGGUCACCGCCCAUUGUGCGUGUGGGGGUUCGGCUCUUCUCACAGAACCCGCUCCGUUCCCCGGCUCCUCAACCCUCUUCUGCUCACAGGAUCCCAUGGCGGCCGCGGGGCUCAUGGACCGGGCUCAGGGCUGUGUGGCCUUUGAGGACGUGUUCGUGUACUUCUCCCGGGAGGAGUGGGAGCUCCUUGAGGAAGCUCAGAGACUCCUGUACCGAGACGUGAUGCUGGAGAACUUUGCACUUGUGUCAUCGUUGGGUUGUUGGUGUGAAGCAGACUAUGAGGAGGCCCCUUCUGAGCAGAGCACUUUUGUAGAAGGAGUGUCACAGUUCAGGACUCCCGAGGCAUUCCCAUUUAUCCAGAAAGCCCACCCAUGUGAGAUAUGUGACCCCCUCUUGAAAGACAUUUGGCACCUGGCUGGACAGCAGGGAUCAUGCCCUGCACAGAAACUGUACACGUGGGACCCCUGUGGACGAGGAUUCUUGUGCAGUGACAGCUUGUAUCACCACCAGCAGCAAUAUACCAGGAAGGAUCCCGUCCAAGGGGAUGAUCAUGGGGCCUCAUUUGGGAAGCACUGUGCUGUCCAUACUUUAGGGAGACCCUGGACUUGGAUGGAGGCAGGGCUGGACUUCCCGGCUAGCUCUGGCCUCUUCCAGGACCAAAACAUUCACAACGGAACAAGUCCAUGCAAAGGAGCUGCAUUUGUGGCGUCUUUUCCACACAGCCCUGGGCUCGGGCAGCAGCAGGGAGACCGUGAUGUACUGAUGCUUUUCGGAUACAGUGAUGACAGGAAAGCCUUCCUGAACACUUUCCCUCUGCUUGGCAAGCAGAUGACUCAUGGUGAAGUGAGAGACUUUAGGUGCCUUCCAUGUGGGAAUAUGUCCAAGGAGAAGUCAGCUCUUAUUCAUCACAGAAAAAUUCAUAGUGGAGAAGCAUCCCAUGCAUGUAGGGAGUGUGGAAAGGCCUUCAUUCAGCUGUCUCACCUAAAAAUGCACCAGAAAUUUCACAAUGGAGAAAGACAUUAUACUUGCAAUGAAUGUGGGAAGGCCUUCAGCCGCAAAGACACACUUAUUCAGCACCAGAGGGUUCACACAGGAGAAAGGUCUUAUGACUGCAGUGAAUGUGGUAAAGCCUACAGUAGAAGCUCCCACCUUGUUCAGCACCAGAGAAUUCACACUGGAGAAAGGCCUUAUAAGUGCAGUGAAUGUGGAAAAGCCUUUAGCCGUAAAGACACACUUGUUCAGCACCAGAGAUUUCAUACUGGAGAAAGGCCUUAUGAGUGUAGUGAAUGUGGGAAAUUCUUCAGCCAAAGCUCCCACCUUAUUGAGCACUGGAGAAUUCACACUGGGGCAAGGCCUUAUGAGUGCAUUGAAUGUGGAAAAUUCUUUAGCCAUAACUCUAGCCUCAUUAAACAUCGGAGAGUCCACACUGGAACAAAGUCUUAUGUUUGUGGCAAAUGCGGGAAGGCUUUUGGCUGCAAAGACACACUUGUUCAGCACCAGAUAAUUCACACUGGAGCAAGGCCUUAUGAGUGCAGUGAGUGUGGAAAGGCCUUCAGCCGUAAAGACACACUAGUGCAGCACCAGAAAAUCCACACUGGAGAAAGACCUUAUGAGUGUGGUGAGUGUGGGAAAUUUUUCAGCCAUAGCUCUAAUCUCAUUGUUCACCAGAGAAUUCAUACUGGAGCGAAACCUUAUGAGUGCAGAGAAUGUGGGAAAUGCUUUAGCCACAAUUCCAGCCUCAUUCUACACCAGCGAGUUCACAGUGGAGCAAGGCCUUAUGUGUGCAGUGAAUGUGGAAAAGCCUACAUUAGUAGCUCUCACCUUGUUCAGCACAAGAAAGUUCACACUGGAGCAAGACCUUAUGAAUGCGGUGAAUGUGGGAAAUUCUUUAGCCGCAACUCCAGCCUCAUUCUACACCAGAGAGUUCACACUGGUGAAAAGCCUUACGUGUGCACUGAAUGUGGGAAAGCCUAUAGCAGAAGCUCCCAUCUUGUUCGGCACCAGAAAGUUCACACUGGAGAAGGGCCUCAUGAAUGCAACAAUUUUGGUGGCCCUUUAGCUACAUCUCUUAAGCUUAUUUAGCACCCCAGAAGUUCACACCAGACACUGGCUUUAUGAAUGCAGAAAAUGUGCUGUGUCCUGUGCAAGAAAAUAGGAAUCACACCAGAGAAGCUCUGUGCGUGCCCUUUGUAAGGGAGCCAGCAGCCAGCAGGUCAAGCUGCUACAAGGGUACAUUCAUCCUGGGGAGAUUCCCAGUAAGCACUACGGAGGUGAGAAGGUUUCCUGAGGUGCACUGACUUUCUGAACUGCCCAGGGCUCUUGACAGAGUUCUGUCCCUGCCAGUGCCUAUGGCGAAAGCCACCUCCUUGCUGCCAGCUGGUAAGUCCCCGGUGUCUGUCUCUUACUCCAGUAUGCUCAGGAAGGGUGGACCCUGUGCUCUCUCCCCUCUUCCUGGGAGGGGGUCAUGAAUGUUCUGAGCCCACUGAACCUCCUCUCUUCCUGCCCCAUGACUGGUUCUGAGUGACCAUGUUUAGCUCUGGCUGAAAGGAUCUGAACUACAGUCUGCUGGGGAUUUCCAGACAAGUUUUCCCUUCUUCCCGGACAGUAUUGACUGUAAUGUGACAGCUGUGACUGACUUCUCUGGCUUCCAAGUCGCCCACCUUUGGACCUCCCUGCCCCUGCUCCUCUGGUUUGUGCAGGGAGAAGAGCCCGUGUGGCCGUCUUUCCUCUUGGAUCCGGUCACCGUGUGUAACGGAUUGAGAAACGUUGUGUUCUGCUGCCAUGAAGGGAGGAACACCUAUGGUUGACAUCAACUGUAUGUGCCUCAGAAGGGACAGCUGGGUGGCAGGGGACAGCUCUCAGUCUAGUUUGCAUUGUUGGCCCAGGCUUGCUCAAAGAGACUGAGGAGCUUUGUGUGCCAAAUCCUGUGACCUGGAAGUCAGGAUUUCUGUGAGCCUGAGGAGGGCAUAGUUGGUGUGAAAACCUUCUGGAAGCAGCA